Messenger RNA from Striga hermonthica, 825 nucleotides. The record is from the annotation of a GenBank genome assembly. NCBI's taxonomy places the organism in Eukaryota, Viridiplantae, Streptophyta, Magnoliopsida, Lamiales, Orobanchaceae.
AUGGUGGCUAUGGUCUUGAAAGCCAGCAGCAGCGACCGAUCGGCGUUCGAGCCCCGAUUCUGCCACCUCCCCAGCGACGAGGUCAUGGAAUCGCCGGCGACGCCACCGCUCGGCAUCGAUAUGACGGUGGAGAGCCCGCCGUCGGCCAGGAGCGGGUUCGACGGGCCCCCGACCCGGACCGGAUCGGUGUCGCCGGACUCGUUGGUGAAAUUCCGCCACUCGAAUUUCUCGUCGAUGGCGUGGGACUCCAGCACGAGGCCGCACUCGGAGCACGUGGAGCAGAUUUUCGAGAUAGCUCGCGGGUUGGAGAGAAGUGAGUGUAAGUUUUUGUGGGUUUUGAGAGAUGCAGAUAAAGGUGAUGUCUUUGCAGGUGAAGUUAGAAGAGCUCCAUUGCCACAAGGGUUUGAAGAGAAAGUCAAAGGGAGAGGGCUGAUUGUGAGGGAUUGGGCCCCACAGUUGGAGAUUUUAGGACAUCCUUCUGUAGGUGGUUUUAUAAGCCAUUGUGGAUGGAAUUCUUGCAUGGAGAGCAUGAGCUUGGGUGUGCCCAUAAUAGCAUGGCCGAUGCAUUCGGACCAGCCGAGAAAUGCGGUCCUAACGACGAAUGUGCUGAAAAUCGGCAUCCAAAUCACGGAUUGGGAACGUCUUCAUGAAAUAGUAAAGUCGGGUGCGAUUGAGAAGGCUGUGAAGAUGCUAAUGGCGUCCGAAGAAGGCGAUGAGAUCAGGAAAAGGGCUGAGAGAUUAGGGAUUGCUGUUAGGGAGUCUUUGAAGGAAGGGGGAGCUACUGCCAAGGAGAUGGAUUCAUUUAUUGAGGAUAUGAAGAAAUAG